Molecule: messenger RNA, 2298 nt
Organism: Neomonachus schauinslandi (Hawaiian monk seal)
Lineage: Eukaryota; Metazoa; Chordata; Mammalia; Carnivora; Phocidae
Gene: ECE2
Product: endothelin converting enzyme 2
Exons: 19
Coding region: 1-2298 (765 amino acids)
Biological process (GO): protein processing
Cellular component (GO): plasma membrane
Molecular function (GO): metalloendopeptidase activity
Source: RefSeq, a predicted model, not a curated record
AUGAACGUCGCGCUGCAGGAGCUGGGCGGCGGCGGCAACAUGGUGGAAUACAAACGGACCACGCUGCGGGAGGAAGACGUACCUGAGACCCCCGUAGAGGGCGGGGCCUCCCCGGACGCUGUGGAGGUGGGAUUCCGGAAGAGGACAAGAGACUUCUUGGGCUCCCACACCCCACUGGAGCUGGUCUUAGCAGCUGUCUCUCUGCUGCUGGCUGCGCUGCUCCUGGGCUGCUUGGUGGCCCUGGGGGUCCAGUACCACAAAGACCCAUCCCAUAGCACCUGCCUCACAGAGGCCUGCAUUCGAGUGGCUGGAAAAAUCCUGGAGUCUCUGGACCGUGGGGUGAGUCCCUGUGAGGACUUUUACCAGUUUUCCUGUGGAGGCUGGAUUCAGAGAAAUCCUCUGCCUGAUGGGCGUUCUCGCUGGAACACCUUCAACAGCCUCUGGGACCAGAACCAGGCCAUACUGAAGCACCUGCUUGAAAACACCACCUUCAACUCCAGCAGCGAAGCUGAGCGGAAGACACAGCGUUUCUACCUCUCCUGCCUGCAGGUGGAGCACAUCGAGGAACUGGGAGCCCAGCCGCUGCGAGACCUCAUUGACAAGAUUGGUGGUUGGAACAUUACGGGGCCCUGGGACCAGGACAACUUCAUGGAAGUGCUGAAGGCAGUAGCAGGGACCUACAGGGCCACCCCCUUCUUCACUGUCUACGUCAGUGCCGACUCCAAGAGUUCUAACAGCAAUGUUAUCCAGGUGGACCAAUCUGGGCUCUUUCUCCCCUCUCGAGAUUACUACCUAAACAGGACCGCCAAUGAGAAAGUCCUCACCGCCUACCUGGACUACAUGGAGGACCUGGGGAUGUUGCUGGGCGGGCGGCCCGCCACCACACGGGAGCAGAUGCAGCGGGUGCUAGAGCUGGAGGUGCAGCUGGCCAGCAUCACAGUGCCCCAGGACCAGAGGCGGGACGAGGAGAAGAUCUACCAUAAGAUGAGCAUCGUGGAGCUGCAGGCCCUGGCGCCCUCCAUAGACUGGCUGGAGUUUUUGUCUUUCUUGCUGUCACCGCUGGAGCUGGGAGACUCUGAGCCCGUGGUGGUGUAUGGGACGGAUUAUUUGCAGCAGGUGUCAGAGCUCAUCAACCACACAGAGCCAAGCAUCCUGAACAAUUACCUGAUUUGGAACCUGGUGCAGAAGACAACCUCGAGCCUGGACCACCGCUUUGAGUCUGCACAGGAGAAACUGCUGGAGACCCUCUAUGGCACCAAGAAGUCCUGCAUGCCAAGGUGGCAGACCUGCAUCUCCAACACAGACGAUGCACUUGGCUUCGCUUUGGGCUCCCUCUUUGUGAAGGCCACGUUCGACCGGCAAAGCAAGGAAAUUGCUGAGGGGAUGAUCAGCGAGAUCCGGACCGCCUUUGAGGAGGCCCUGGGGCAGCUGGUUUGGAUGGAUGAGAAGACCCGCCAGGCAGCCAAGGAGAAAGCAGAUGCUAUCUAUGAUAUGAUUGGUUUCCCGGACUUCAUCCUGGAGCCCAAAGAGCUGGAUGAUGUUUAUGAUGGGUAUGAAGUCUCUGAAGAUUCCUUCUUCCAGAACAUGUUGAAUUUGUACAAUUUCUCUGCUAAGGUGAUGGCUGACCAGCUCCGCAAGCCUCCCAGCCGGGACCAGUGGAGCAUGACCCCCCAGACAGUGAAUGCCUACUACCUUCCAACCAAGAAUGAAAUCGUCUUCCCUGCCGGCAUUCUGCAGGCCCCCUUCUACACCCGUAACCACCCCAAGGCCCUGAACUUUGGUGGCAUCGGCGUGGUGAUGGGCCAUGAGUUGACACAUGCCUUUGAUGACCAAGGGCGCGAAUAUGACAAGGAAGGGAACCUGCGGCCCUGGUGGCAGAACGAGUCCCUGGCGGCCUUCCGGAACCACACGGCCUGCAUGGAGGAACAGUACAGCCAGUACCAGGUCAACGGGGAGAGGCUCAACGGCCGCCAGACGCUGGGGGAGAACAUCGCUGACAACGGGGGGCUUAAGGCUGCCUAUAACGCUUACAAAGCGUGGCUGAGAAAGCACGGGGAGGAACAGCAGUUGCCAGCUGUGGGGCUCACCAAUCACCAGCUCUUCUUUGUGGGAUUUGCCCAGGUGUGGUGCUCAGUCCGCACACCCGAGAGCUCUCACGAGGGGCUGGUGACCGACCCCCACAGCCCUGCCCGCUUCCGCGUGCUGGGCACUCUCUCCAACUCCCGUGACUUCCUGCGGCACUUCGGCUGCCCCGUCGGCUCCCCCAUGAACCCAGGGCAGCUGUGUGAGGUGUGGUAG